AUGGUUCUUCAAGAAGGUAAACAACAACAAGAAGCUGCGAAUCGCGCUGAAGCUGAAAAGAACGAAGUAAAACCGGCACCCCUCGUUAUUGAACGGUUGUCAUCGGAGGCGAGGAAAAGCAGGGAUGAAGAAACUGAAGAAGAAUCAUCCGAAGAAGAAAGCUCAGAAGACGAGAGUGAAAGUGAAGAAGAAUCGUCAAGUGAAGAUGAGUCACCGAAGGCAAAACUCACAAAGGAAGAAGUUAUGGAAGCCGUGCGACAACGACUAAUCAAACGUCGUGAACUUGCGGAAUCCAAACGUUCUAAGGACAAUUUACGCGCUCCGGUCAUCUGUGUUCUUGGACAUGUCGAUACUGGAAAAACCAAAAUGCUGGAUACUAUUCGACGAACAAAUGUACAAGACGGUGAGGCGGGAGGAAUUACGCAACAAAUUGGUGCCACCCAGGUCCCGGCUGAUGCGAUCAAAGAACGGUGUAAGCAAGUAAGGGACUUCAAUCCUGAUGCGGUCAAAAUUCCAGGCUUUCUCAUCAUUGACACACCGGGUCACGAAAGUUUUGCUAACCUCCGAUCACGUGGAUCAUCGCUUUGUGACUUCGCUAUACUGGUUGUGGACAUAAUGCAUGGACUGGAACCCCAGACAAUCGAGUCACUGAAGUUAUUGGUGAAAAGGAAAACACCGUUUGUCGUCGCCUUAAAUAAAAUUGAUCGAUUGUAUGGGUACGAAUCAAAUCCACGCAAAGAUGUUUACCAGCAUUUGAAAUCGCAACCACAAAACACGCAACUAGAAUUCAAAGAACGCUACGAUAAAAUUGUUGGAGAGUUCGCUGAGCAGGCUCUCAACGUUUGUUUGUCCUACCAAAAUAGGAACCUUGAUGAGUACAUCAGUAUGAUUCCCACUUCUGCUUACAUGGGAGACGGAAUAGGAAAUCUCAUGGCUUACAUUGUUGGAACAACGCAAAAGUAUCAUGCCGAUAAACUGGCGUUCAGCGAGGAGUUGGAUGCUACCGUAAUGGAGGUGAAAGCGAUCCCAGGGCUUGGAACAACAAUCGAUGUGAUUCUCGUGAAUGGGCGCCUGAGAGUAGGCGACAUUAUUGUUGUCACUGGUACUGAAGGCGCAAUAAUGACUCCGAUUCGAGAGCUUCUGAUGCCGCAACCACUGAGGGAGCUUCGGGUUAAGAACGAGUACGGGCAUUAUAAAGAGGUACAAGGUGCACAAGGAGUGAAAGUUUUAGCCAAAGGUCUAGAGAAGUGCUUGGCGGGCCUUCCGUUGUUUGUCGCUCAUAAGGAGGAUGAAAUUGACUUACUCAAAAACGAAGCGGAACAGCAACUGAGCCGAGCACUCAUGGCCAUAAAGAAAAAGCCUGAAGGAGUAUACGUGCAAGCAAGUACCCUUGGGUCUUUGGAGGCUUUGUUGGAAUUCUUGAAAACACAAAAAAUACCGUACUCAAACGUCAAUAUCGGUCCCGUUCACAAAAAAGACGUCCAAAAAGCUGCAGCUAUGCUUGAGCACAAAGCUGAGUAUGCUUGUAUUCUUGCUUUUGACGUGAAAGUGGAACGAGAGGCGCAAAUGUUUGCCGAUCACGAGAAAGUGAAGAUUUUCCAAGCUGAUAUCAUUUAUCACUUGGAAGAUAACUUCCUCAAAUACAGGGAAGAGCUACGACUGAAGGCGCGCAAAGAAAAUGAGCAUUUGGCUAUUUUUCCUUGUAAAUUACGUAUUCUCCCACAGCACGUGUUCAAUGCCCGAAAUCCGAUUGUAUGUGGAGUAAACGUUGAGGCGGGACAACUCAAGAGAGGAACACCGAUUUGUGUGCCAAGCAAAGAAUGUAUUUUCCUGGGUGCUGUUGCGUCGAUAGAAAGGAACCAUGAGGAAGUACAAAUAGCUAAGGCAGGAGAUGAGGUGUGCAUCAAAAUUGAAAAUACGACCGGUGAAGCACCAAAACUGUACGGACGGCAUUUCAACCACGAAGACAUACUUGUCAGUAGGAUCACUCGUGAAUCGAUCGAUGUUUGUAAGACGUACUUCCGAGAUGAUCUCAAUCGCAAUGAUUGGCAGCUGGUCGUAGAACUCAAAAAGCUUCUAGAUAUAAUGUGA
This is a messenger RNA of Haemonchus placei, 2091 nucleotides long. NCBI's taxonomy places the organism in Eukaryota, Metazoa, Nematoda, Chromadorea, Rhabditida, Trichostrongylidae. The record is from the annotation of a GenBank genome assembly.